Messenger RNA from Chilo suppressalis (striped riceborer), 4069 nucleotides. The record is from the annotation of a GenBank genome assembly. NCBI's taxonomy places the organism in Eukaryota, Metazoa, Arthropoda, Insecta, Lepidoptera, Crambidae.
GCUAAUGUACUUUGAAUAUUCUACAGGAAAAGGUGGCUUCCAGACAUACGGUGAACAUGCAGGCAGUGCUGUUGGCGAUUUUAUUUGUGCUAAUAAAAGAAUGUUAUAGUGCAGAGUGCGAAGGAAAGAUAUGUGUGCGAAAGUGUUGUCCCGACAACCAGUACAUAACUGGCAUAAAGAAAUGUGCAAAUUCCUCCGAAGAUCUGGAUCUCAACAGUUUCGAUGUUUACGAUGAUCAAUUAUCCCGCAUCGGAGACUUGAAACAGUACUUUAGAAUCAAACCUGGCGCUUUCAAUGAUGUUGCUUUCAAGGAAAGGGCAACAUGGGUACCUGGGUUUUACUUGAUGGAGAAUGGCAGCGUGAUUGUCCCCAGAAAAGACAACAAGGGUAACAAGAUUCUGAUCAUGUAUAACAACGAAGAUAACGAUUAUUGCAUAGACUAUAAGCUGAAAAAGAAUUCGUCUUCACACAAGGUCGUGCUGCUAAUGAGGGUCGUUGGGAAUCAACAAACCCCGUUUUUAGUAUACAGUUUGCCUAUAUCAUCUUUCUUCCUGUUUCUGGUCUUGGUAGUAUACGCCCUCCUGCCAGACCUCAGGAAUCUUGGCGGGUUGGUGUUGAUGGGCUACGUAGGGAGCAUGCUCCUUGCCUACCUAUUCUUAUUUACCAUUCAGUCGGAAUUCUUUCAAUUGAGUGUGUCUUCUUGCAUAACAAUAACGCUUCUAAUAUGCUACUUCUUUCUGGCAACAUUCUGCUGGAUGAACGUGAUGUCCUACGAUAUAUGGUGGACAUUCAGGGGGUAUGCCAAAGCACGGCCUAUACAUCGACGCGGGGUGCGUUUCAAAUACACAAUGUAUUCUAUGUAUGCUUGGGGAGUGCCAUUGGCACUGACCAUUUUGACGGGAGCAAUGAACAGCGCAGACAGUAAAAAACUGCCAGGUGUCAUCAAACCAGCUAUACCUCUAAAGGGGUGUUUCAUUCAAGGGGAAGCGAAAUUGGUAUACCUUUACAUACCGAUGCUGAUAAUGAUAAUCGUUAACUGGAUGUUCUACCUAAUGACGGCGUUCAACAUCUGGCGUUUGAGCCGCGGGAAUAAAGUUUUGGACUCGGCUGACUCGGCAACUUCUGGCACUGCAUCGGCACGACGCACUAACAAAGAAAGGUAAGAAAUAAAAAUUGAUAAGGAAAUUGUUUUCUUACAUACGUACAUUACAUAGCCACCCUUUGCGUAAAAGGGUGGCUAUAAUGUCCAUUUUCCUUAACAAUACCUAACUAAGUAAUCCCAUAAAAGAAGGAAGGUCCGCUAGGCUGCCUGUUAUGUUUACAGAUACCGAUCCUUAAGAGCGGACACAAGCUGAGAGACAUUUGAGAAAUAGGUAUUUGAAAAAACCAUUGCUGUCACGCAUUGGCAAAUACUGUGUGAUAGGGACAACAGUAACGCUGAAAAUUGCGUAAAAGAAUUGCUAAAUUCGAGGUUUGGAUUUCCUCCUCGAAAAUUAAACAUUCCUUGUUUACCUCAAGCUUUCAGCUCUAAUGGGGCUCAGUUGGAUCCUGGAGGUGGUGAGCUCUUUCACGAAGAAACAUUUUCUGUGGCACUUCACAGACGCGUACAAUAUAUUCAUGGGGCUAAUGAUCUUCAUCAUCUUCGUUUGCAAGAGGAAAAUAUUCAAACAGUUACAGAACAGUUGCUAUUCGUGUUUCCAGAUUCAAGCAGCCGAGCCUGGGUCACCAGGUGUCGUCGAGCUUUACCAGCCGAUCCCACAGCACGCUCGAGUCGAAUCCUCUCAAUAUGCCACUGAAGCCCCAAGGGAUCCGUUAUCAGGCUUAAUUAAGAAAUAACCAAGUUCUUAGCAUGAUGUAGAGAUACAUAAAUGUAGGUGUAUAUCGAUGUCUAUAGCAUAUCAUUUUACAGAGGACCGUUUGGCUAUGGUACCGCCGGCGAUGAAUAAAAUUAAAAUAUAUUCUCUGUCUUUACUUACUCGUCGCUAUGGUUGGCAGGCAUAUGUCAAAAUUCUAAAUCUACAUUCGCCUACGCUUUUUGCAAUUUUAGUUACAAGCAGUCUAGUCGGCAAAAAUGUAUAUAUUUCGUAUUAUUAUACGAUAAUAAGUCCAAGACUAAUAAAGGUCUCAAUCCCGGUUUAAGCUGGGAUUAUUUUGAACAAUAUUAAAACAAAUAUAUUUCCUUAGCUAUUAACCGACUUUCAACUCAGUAAAGAAAACCAGCUUUUAUUAUAAUUUAUGUCUGGUUUGUUCAUAGGCUUAUUUUGUGUAAUAAAUCCAUGAGUUGGUUAUAAGUAUUAUGAUUUCUGUUAACCUUGUAUAAAAAUUACCUGUCUUUCCGUGUGGGGCCCAAGCACAAACUUUGACAAAUCUGUAAUAGUAUCGCCUCGUCAAUAUUUCUAUGAAUACUAAGCAGCGCCUCUACCAGACGUAAGAAGAAAGUGGCUUCUUCCAUACAAAAUAUGAUGAUGACCAUAUGAUUAUGGAUCUGUCCAAGUUCGUGCUGGGCCUCAGAGCGACGAAUGAUGUUACUUGACAUUUAAUGUAUGCUUUUUAAGUUCAACAGUAUUACCUAAAGCAUUUUGUUGUACCUAUCAGCAGUCAUAGAUACCUAAAUGAAUGAAUCAAACAGAACCACUAAGUUAGACCACAAAGAGAAACAUUGAAUAAUUAAUUUCAUACCAAGGUUAAAUCAAUAAAAUGGGUUAAAUGAUAAAAUACAAGAACAAUAAAUUCACAAUGUGAAAUCUCUGACAUUUUACUUUGGAUUAACACCAAAUUUUAAUAAAACGUUCGGUACGUACGCCUCAUACUCAACUGUCAGUUUUUGCCGCAUUUGACAAGUACGCUGGCGGUAUCGAGUUGAGCGAAGCUAGACCAAUCAUUUAUCUAUGACAGCAGUUUUAAGAAGUCUGAAGAAAGUGGGGUCGAUUCUGGCAUGAUUCCCUACCUAAACUUAAAAGUAAAUUUAACAUCAGUCUCUCUUUUUCGUUUUGUAUAGAGAAUGACAAGGAUACACUGUUCUCAAGUUUAGGUUUAGAGAAUCAUGUCAGAAUCGGCACCAUUGUGUAUAUGUGUUACUAAAUUAAGCAAUUUUUUGUAACGCUCUUUUUUUGUACUGUUUUUGUUUUAAUAGAAGUCGAUGAUGAAUUGUGAGUAAUGCUUGUGUAAUGUAAUGUUACCCAUAAUAUGUGAUAAAUAAAUUAUUUGUGUAAAAGACAAGUUACUUGCCACAUUCCUAUCAAUAAAUCACAUCACUGUUUUAUUUAUGGUAAGGGUAGCGAUAGCCAUAGCAAUCCCGUUUGGCGAAAGUCCUCCAGCCCCUUCCAUAAAUAGUCACUUUGAAGGUACCACAAUCAAAAUCACACAGUAGAAGUAGUAGAAAAGUAGACAGUACAAAUUCCUACGCACAUGGUUCGUCAAUAUCAGAAGCAGUCAUGGUUACUGUGCUGGCAAUCAGUGUGUGAAAGCUCGUAACUGAGAGCGUGUUGCUUUCGUUGUCUGAUGACGAUUCCCUCUCGUGUUCCCGAUCCUGAGCCGUCUUGGCCUCAAAAUUACUCAGUAUGUCUGCUACAUCAACGAAUCCAUCGAAACCCCUGGGUACUGCACGCAAAUUCUCGUGGGAAUUCUUUAGAAUACGGUUAGGACCGUCGCUGGAUUUCACGAAGACAUAGACUCCCCCAGAGAAACGCCUAACUCGGGCUUUGCUUUUAUUAAAUCGGACAACAUCCUUUUGUGCCGCUUUUUCGAUCUUUUUGAAGCUAUUGUACUGCAAGCCGGGCUGUAGCAGUAGCUGACAGUUACCGACUCGUACUUGGGGGUGGAGGAAGUUACACGUAGGCGUAGGAAUCUUGACGGCGAUAGUGGACUGUAGCUUCGGUGAAUAAAACUCCCAGUGUUAGGUAUUGAAGAAAUCCACCGCGCCCACUGAUUGGUGGGCGCUGGUAAUGGAUGGCCGGUGAGAGGAGGCUUCAGGUCCAGAGUGAACCGCUUUUCUCUUCCUGUUCCUUUAGGGUAGCGCCUGUCGUUAAUGCAUGUCGGAGCCUGUACCGACUCGAAUUUUAUAUGCGCG